Messenger RNA from Colletotrichum abscissum, 864 nucleotides. Its product is annotated as methyltransferase CmcJ. The record is from RefSeq and is a predicted model, not a curated record. Gene Ontology annotation, molecular function: oxidoreductase activity. The transcript is spliced from 4 exons. Bases 1 to 864 code for a protein of 287 amino acids. Lineage: Eukaryota; Fungi; Ascomycota; Sordariomycetes; Glomerellales; Glomerellaceae.
AUGGAUUCAACCAAAGAUUUCACUACCGAGAUACGCUAUGUUCACAAAGAUCCCCUUUUUAAGAGGGAGAAACCAUACAGCGCGGACUUUGAUCCUGGAGAUGGCAAGCCGCAGACUAACCAUGUUUCCAGCUCAACGGCAAUGCUGAUCCGGCACAUAAGCCCUCAUGAGUCAUUCGAUCUCAAUGUUCAUGGGUUUUGUGUGUUAAAAUCUUCAUCCACUGUGUCACCGGAGGGUAUCCUCAUGCGUCCUCGCGAAGUUGAAGAUGUAUGCUUCAAGGAGGCCGAAGCACUUCUUCAGACACACUUUCCUGAGUACGAGCGGAUUGACGCGAUGAGUCUCACAGUCCGCAAGAGAGACGUUCGAUUUCCUGCUAUACAAGGUAGCCCAGCUCACCUCGUAACGCACGAACAGCCUGCUACACGCCCGCAUUGCGACUACUCGAUUCGGGGUGUAGCGACACAGUUGCAAAUGUGCUUCCCAGGGCAAUUGGAGUUCUUCGAUGGUAAAGACUAUGAUCUUCUGAACAUAUGGCGCCCUCUGACAGGCCCGAACGACGAUUAUCCACUGACGCUUUGCGACUAUACUUCAAUCGCUCCAGAUGAUAUUUUUGACAGUGAUGCCGUUCACCGGGAUCGAGUGAGCGAGAAUUCGCUCCUUCACCCAAACAAGAAGCACAGAUGGCAUUAUAUUGCAGGGCAAAUGCCAGAUGAUAUCCUUGUGUUUAGGAACACUGAUUCGAAGGGAACGCGGCCUCGGGCAUUUCACUGCGCAGUGAACAAUCCGCUGUCCAAAUCACCCCUACGCCAGAGCAUGGAGAUUCGUUUCGUGGCGUUCCGCCGACCCGAAGCAAUUGUCUCAUGA